Messenger RNA from Suricata suricatta (meerkat), 3972 nucleotides. RefSeq names its product complement C3 alpha chain-like. Gene Ontology annotation, molecular function: protein binding. The record is from RefSeq and is a predicted model, not a curated record. Bases 1 to 3954 code for a protein of 1317 amino acids. NCBI's taxonomy places the organism in Eukaryota, Metazoa, Chordata, Mammalia, Carnivora, Herpestidae. The transcript is spliced from 30 exons. Gene Ontology annotation, biological process: complement activation. Gene Ontology annotation, cellular component: extracellular region.
AUGAACAAAGGGAGGCUGUUGAAGGUGGGCCGACAGAAGCGGGAGCUGGGCCAGGAUGUGAUCGCACUGCCCCUGACCAUCACUGAAGACUUCAUUCCUUCCUUCCGCCUGCUGGUUUAUUACACCUGUGUUAACAGCAAUGGCCAGAGGGAGGUGGUGGCCGAUUCCGUGUGGGUGGAUGUCAAGGACUCCUGUGUGGGCAAGCUGGUGGUGACAAGCGGUAGAAAGGAAGAAAGGGUGCACCUACCUGGGCAGCAGAUGACCCUCAAGAUCGAGGGUGACCAUGGAGCCCGAGUGGGGCUCGUGGCGGUGGACAAGGGCGUGUUCGUGCUGAACAAGAAGAACAAGUUAACUCAGAGCAAGAUCUGGGACGUGGUGGAGAAGGCAGACAUCGGCUGCACUCCCGGCAGCGGGAAGGACUAUGCCGGCGUCUUCACAGACGCGGGGCUGGCCUUCAAGACCAACAAAGACUUGCAGACCCCGGAUCGGACAGGUGAGGGCCGGAUCAGUGACGGCGCUGGGGAGGCCAGGCUGGAGCGACAGGUCCUUCUGGCCGGCGUGGACCCCCCCAGAGCAGAUGCCCUGGUGGGGAAGUCAUUGUACGUGUCCGUCACUGUGAUCUUGCACUCAGGCAGUGACAUGGUGGAGGCGGAGCGCCGCGGGAUCCCCAUCGUGACCUCCCCCUACCAGAUCCACUUCACCAAGACAUCCAAGUUCUUCAAACCAGGCAUGCCCUUUGACCUCACGGUGUUGGUGACGAAUCCCGAUGGCUCUCCUGCAUGCAAUGUCCCUGUAGUGACCCAGUACUCCAAAGGUUACUCCCGCACCCGGGCCGACGGUGUGGCCAAGCUGAUCAUCAACACACACAAAACCUAUAAGUCCCUGCCCAUCACUGUAAGCACUAAGAAGGAUGGCAUCCCGGACUCACGACAGGCAACCAGGACUAUGACCGCCCAACCCUACAAGACCAUGAGCAAUAACUACCUGCAUGUCUCUGUACCUUGCAUGGAGAUCAAGCUGGGGGACGGUCUCAACGUCAACUUCUACCUGCAAAUUGACCCCACCACCACCCAGGAAAACAAUAUCCGCUACUUCACCUACCUGAUCAUGAACAAAGGGAGGUUGUUGAUGGCAGACCACCAGCAGCGGGAGCCCGGCCAGGACAUAUAUGCAGUGACCCUGACCAUCACUGAAGACUUCAUUCCUUCCUUUCGCCUAGUAGCUUAUUACACCUUCAUUAACAACAAUGGCCAGAGGGAGGUGGUAGCCGAUUCCGUGUGGGUGGAUGUCAAGGACUCCUGUGUGGGCAAGCUGGUGGUGACAAGCAGCAGAAAGGAAGAAAGGGUGCACCUACCUGGGCAGCAGUUGACUCUCAAAAUCGAGGGUGACCAUGGGGCCCGACUGGGGCUCAUAGCAGUGGACAAGGGCCUGUUCGUCCUGAACAAAAAGAACAGGUUAACUCAGAGCAAGAUCUGGGACGUGGUGGAGAAGGCAGACAUCGGCUGCACUCCCGGCAGCGGGAAGGACUAUGCUGGCGUCUUCACGGACGCGGGGCUGGCCUUCAAGACCAACAAAGACCUGCAGACCCCGGAUCGGACAGAGCUGGAGUGCCCCAAAGCAGCUACCCGGCGCCGCCGCUCCGUGAUGCUCAUGGAGAAGAAGAUGGACAAAGUGGUCCAGUUCCUGAUGGAGGAGAGCAAGUGCUGUGAACAGGGCAUGCGGGAAAACCCCAUGAAGUUCUCGUGCGAGCGCAGGGCCCGGGCCGUCCAGCAGGAGGCGUCGUGCGUAAAGGCCUUCCUGGACUGUUGCCGCCACAUCACCCAGCUGAGGCUCAACCACUCCCGCAGCGCCCACCUGCGGCUGGCCCGGACGCUGUCUUCCCUCCUGGUGGCAGGGACCCCGGCGGCCAGAUUCAUAGAUGACGCCAUCGAUGGGGAACGACUGAAGCACCUCAUCGUGACCCCCUCAGGCUCCGGCGAGCAGAACAUGAUAGGAAUGACGCCCACUGUCAUCGCCGUGCAUUACCUGGACCAAACGGGCCAGUGGGAGAAGCUGGGCCUCACAAAGCGACAGGAAGCCUUGCAGCUCAUCCAAAGGGGGUACACCAGGCAGCUGGCCUACAGACAGGACAUCGGGGCUUUUGCGACCUUCCUGAAUCGGAAGCCCAGCACCUGGUUGACAGCCUACGUGGUCAAGGUCUUCUCUCUGGCGGUGAACAUCAUAACCAUCGAAUCCAAGAUCCUCUGCGGGGCUGUCAAAUGGCUGAUUCUGGUUACACAGAAGAGCAACGGGGCCUUCCAGGAAGAUGGGACUGUAAUUCAACAGGAAAUGACUGGGGGCUUCCGGGAGAAUGAGGAGAAGGAUGUGUCCCUCACAGCCUUUGUUCUCAUUGCGCUCCAAGAGUCUAAAGAUUUGUGCAGUGAUCAGGUCAACAGCCUGGAGCGCAGCAUCAAUAGGGCAGGAGAUUAUCUUGAAGCCCACUACAGGAACCUCAGGAGACCAUAUUCUGUGGCCAUUGCUGGCUAUGCCCUGGCCCAAUCAGGCAGGCUGAAAAAUGACCUCCUCACAAAAUUUCUGAGCACAGCCAAAGACAAGAGAAGUUGGGAGGAGCCUGAUAAGAGGCUCUACAAUAUGGAGGCCACAUCCUAUGCCCUCUUGGCCCUGCUGGUGCUCAAAGACUUUGACUCUGUACAUCCCGUCGUGAGCUGGCUCAAUGAGCAGAGAUACUAUGGAGGCGGCUAUGGCUCCACCCAGGCCACCUUCAUGGUGUUCCAAGCCUUGGCCCAAUACCAGAAAGAUGUUCCUGACCAUGAGGACCUGAACCUGGUUGUAUCCAUUGACCUACCCAGACACAGCUCUGCCAUCAAGCACACCAUCCUCUGGGAGUCUGCUAGCCUCCAGCGGUCAACAAAGACCGAGAAAAAUGAGAAUUUCGUAGUAACAGCUCAAGGAAAAGGACAAGGCACCUUGUCGGUGGUGACAACGUACUAUGCCAAGCUCAAGGCCAAACAGACCUGCAAGAAGUUUGACCUCAGGGUGACUCUCCGACAAGCUCCUGAAGAUGUCAAGAGGCCUCAGGAUGCCCUGAACACCAUGAUCCUUGACAUCUGCACCAGGUACCUGGGAGACGAGGAUGCUACCAUGUCGAUCCUGGAUAUAUCCAUGAUGACUGGCUUUUCUCCUGACACUGGUGACCUUGACAUGUUGAGCACUCUCAUCGAUACAUACAUCUCUAAGUAUGAGCUGAACAAGGCCUUCUCACAGAAGAACACCCUCAUCAUCUACCUGGACAAGAUCUCACAUGAGCAUGAGAACUGUCUGAUUUUCAAAGUUCACCAGUACUUCAAUGUGGGGCUUAUCCAACCCGGAUCAGUCAAGGUGUACUCCUAUUACAACCCGGAUGAGAAUUGCAUCCAGUUCUACCACCCAGACAAAGAAGACGGUUUACAGAGCAAACUCUGUCACAGAGACAUGUGCCACUGUGAAGACUGCUUCAUGCACCAGGUGAACAAGAAGGUCUCCUUGGAUGACCGUCUGGACAAGGCCUGUGAGCCGGGAGUAGACUAUGUGUACAAGAUCAGGCUUCUCAAGAAGGAGCUGUCAAAUGACUUUGACGAUUACAUAAUGGUCAUCGAGCAGAUAAUCAAGUCAGGCUCUGAUGAGGUGCAGGCUGGACAGGAGCGCAGGUUCAUCAGCCACAUCAAGUGCAGAGAGGCUCUGAGGCUGCAGGAGGGGAAACACUACCUCAUGUGGGGCAUCUCUACCGACCUGUGGGGAGAGAAACCCAACAUCAAGUACAUCAUCCGGAAAGACACCUGGGUAGAGCUAUGGCCUGAGGCCGGUGAAUGCCAGGAUGAGGAGAAUGAGAAACAGUGCCAAGACCUGGCCAACUUCACUGAGAACAUGGUUGUGUUCGGCUGUCCCAACAGACCAUCCCCAAAACCCCCACAAUAAAGUUUCACUUAGAGUUCA